This is a messenger RNA of Solanum stenotomum, 1218 nucleotides long. Its product is annotated as vacuolar-processing enzyme-like. Gene Ontology annotation, molecular function: cysteine-type endopeptidase activity. Gene Ontology annotation, biological process: vacuolar protein processing. Lineage: Eukaryota; Viridiplantae; Streptophyta; Magnoliopsida; Solanales; Solanaceae. The transcript is spliced from 9 exons. The record is from RefSeq and is a predicted model, not a curated record. Bases 1 to 1218 code for a protein of 405 amino acids.
AUGACAUUUAGGUAUAAUGAUAUUAGAGUAUUUUUCUUUGUUUUGGUCUCAAUAUUUGUUAAUAUUGAAGGUCGCAGUAUCUCUCAAUUCUUAAACCAAGAAUCACAAGGAACCAAAUGGGCUGUCCUGGUUGCUGGCUCCAAUGGUUGGGAUAAUUAUAGGCAUCAGGCUGAUGUGUGCCACGCUUACCAAUUACUCAAGGAUGGAGGUCUUAAAGAUGAGAACAUCAUUGUAUUUAUGUAUGAUGACAUUGCUCACAAUAGAGAAAACCCCAGACCUGGAGUAAUCAUCAAUAACCCACAUGGCAAUGAUGUUUACAAAGGUGUCCCAAAGGAUUAUUUAGGUGAAGAUGUUAAUGCUAAAAACUUUUACAAUGUCAUCCUUGCAAACAAAAGUGGUAUUGUUGGAGGAAGUGGUAAAGUUUUGAAUAGUGGUCCAAAUGACCAUAUCUUCAUCUACUAUACUGAUCAUGGUGGCCCUGGAAUUGUUGCAAUGCCAAGUGGAGAAUUGGUUUAUGCAAAUGAUCUAGUUAAUGUGCUGAAAAAGAAGCAUGCUUCUGGGACGUAUGACAGACUGGUGUUUUACCUAGAAGCAUGUGAGUCUGGAAGCAUGUUUGAUGGUCUUCUCCCCGAAGGACUUGAUAUUUAUGUCAUGACUGCAUCGGAACCUGAUGAAGACAGUUGGGCAACAUAUUGUGGUGAGGGUACUCCUGAAGAUCCCUGCUUGGUUCAGUGUCCCCCUCACGAGUUUCAGGGUGUUUGCUUGGGAGACUUCUUGAAUAUAGGUGUUCAGGAUCAUCAACAGGUGCUCCGUUCAGAUCACUUUGCACUUCUUUCUAGAUUUGAUUUGUUUGCAAAGAAGUCUUUGCUAUCUAUAGCAUCGGCAGUUGGGAAACCAAUAGCUAUAGAUAAAGCUACUCAAAUCAAGUCAAGACCCAGCACGGCUAGGGUCAAGGUUAUACUUGAUCUAAUGGAAAAGCUUCCAAAUCGUAUAAGGUUGCAGUUUGUGGAUGGAAAAUCUGACUCAAUGGAUGUUGAUAUAAGUAAUAUUGGUGUUCAAACAACUACCGAAAAUAAAGGUGAUUGCAAUUACCAACAUGCUGCUACUAAUGAGAUGCAAUCAAAAGAAGUUGUGCUUAAUUUGAUGUCUAAUGCAACUAAAAAUGUAAGGGGGACACCAAGAGUUGGGGUUGAUGCGCUACGAGUUGGUUCAGGGUAA